This is a messenger RNA of Gavialis gangeticus (Gharial), 1672 nucleotides long. RefSeq names its product phospholipid phosphatase 2 (gene PLPP2). The record is from RefSeq and is a predicted model, not a curated record. Gene Ontology annotation, biological process: signal transduction; phospholipid dephosphorylation; phospholipid metabolic process. Bases 249 to 935 code for a protein of 228 amino acids. The transcript has 5 exons. NCBI's taxonomy places the organism in Eukaryota, Metazoa, Chordata, Crocodylia, Gavialidae. Gene Ontology annotation, molecular function: phosphatidate phosphatase activity.
UGGAGCUGCCCCGAUGGUGCCACGGACAGGGCAGAGGCUUGGCACAUCCAGUGCUCUCAGGCAGGACAGGACGGGAUGGGACGGCUGGGGGAGCACGGAGCCCCUUGCUGAGCCCCUCCACCCUGCCCGCAGCCUCCCUGCCCUUCAUCAUCCUGACGCUCGUGAACUCCCCGUACAAACGUGGCUUCUACUGCAAUGACGACUCCAUCCGCUACCCCUACAAGGCCGACACCAUCACCCACGGGCUCAUGGCCGGUGUCACCAUCACCUGCACCGUCGUCAUCGUCUCGGUGGGCGAAGCCUACCUGGUGUACACAGACCGCCUCUACUCCAGGUCGGAGUUCAACAACUACCUGGCGGCGCUGUACAAGGUGGUGGGCACCUUCCUCUUCGGCAGUGCCGUCAGCCAGUCCCUCACUGACCUGGCCAAGUACAUGAUCGGGCGCCUGCGCCCCAACUUCCUGGCUGUCUGCGACCCCGACUGGGCCAAGGUGAACUGCUCCAUCUACAUGCAGUUGGACAGCGUGUGCCGGGGCGACAGCCGCAACAUCACCGAGUCCAGGCUGUCCUUCUACUCGGGGCACUCUUCCUUUGGGAUGUACUGCAUGAUGUUCCUGGCGCUGUACAUCCAGGCCCGGCUGAUGGGGAAGUGGGCCCGGCUCCUGCGCCCCACGAUCCAGUUCUUCCUCAUCGCCUUCGCCAUCUAUGUGGGCUACACGCGGGUGUCGGACUACAAGCACCACUGGAGCGACGUGCUGGUGGGGCUGCUGCAGGGCGCGCUCAUUGCCGUCCUCAUCGUUCGCUAUGUCUCGGACUUUUUCAAGCAGCGCCCCGCCCCACUGUGCACCGAGGACCCCGAGCGCAAGCCCAGCCUGCCGCUCACCCUGAGCGAUCCUGACCGCAAUCACUACAGCAGCUACCCGGGGGGGCCCUGAGCCGCAGCCCCCGGCGCACUGGGCCCAGCUGACAGCCCCCCAGGCCUGCAGGGCUGCACGGACGCUCCCUCCCCACAUCAUCUUCUCCUCUCCUUCGGCUCCACGGCUCCCGGGACCCCCUACCCCCCUCUGCAAGGGGGCACGGGGCCAGCGCUGGGAGCGCCAGCGUGGAGCCCAGCCCCUCCUGGCCCGCGGAUCCGGAGGGGCCCAGCGCCUGCGUGUGAGUCAUUGCUUCUAAGGGUGACUUUCCAGCCCGCUGCACGGAAGAGGCCAGAGUGGGGCGGGGGGGGAAGGGAGCUGGCACGGGGCAGGGGAGGUUUGCUUGGCAAGCUGAGAGGAAGCCUGGAGGGGCAGGGGACUGCUUGCAUUUAUAUCCACGGCGUGGCCUGGCAGGGCAGCAACGCUGGCUUUUCCCACUGGACCAGGGACAACAGCUGCCCCGUUCCUCUCCCUCUGACACCCUUGGAAGCUGGCAGCUGAUGCAGACGAUGGAGGCACGGGCGCCAUUCGCUCCCCAGCCCUGGGGGCUGCCUCUGCCUUGGGGUCUGCCUGUUUGCACCGGGCUGGGUGGGACCAGACCCUCCUCUACGCCAGAUCCGACCAACCCCAGGAUGGCAGAGGGUGGGACUCUUCUGUGGUCAAAGGAACAUCCUCAUUUGGGCCUGAUCCCAGCCCCCCAGGAGGGCAGGCGAUGGACCAUGUCACCAUUUAUAUAUAUAAUAUAUAUAGUGUGUGUA